Komagataella phaffii GS115 is the source of this 3732-nucleotide messenger RNA. RefSeq names its product Karyopherin involved in nuclear import and export. Lineage: Eukaryota; Fungi; Ascomycota; Pichiomycetes; Pichiales; Pichiaceae. Gene Ontology annotation, molecular function: nuclear export signal receptor activity; RNA binding. The coding region runs from base 1 to 3732 and encodes 1243 amino acids. The record is from RefSeq and is a predicted model, not a curated record. Gene Ontology annotation, cellular component: cytoplasm; RNA nuclear export complex; nucleus. Gene Ontology annotation, biological process: RNA export from nucleus; protein export from nucleus. The transcript has 2 exons.
AUGGACUCCGUUGGUGCUAGUCAGAUAGUGGCGGCUCUGGAGGUCAUAUACUCCAUGACAUCUAGCAAUGAUCAAAGACGCCAGGCGCAAGAGUUCUUGGAGAAGAUCAAGCUGGAGGAGCAGUCACCUUACUGGGGAUAUCAACUGGCUUUACCGGACAACAAUAAUGAAUUUGUUGUAAGACAUUUUGGCUUAAACUUAUUGCAGUCCGCUAUACAUAAUGACUUAGAAUCUUAUGAUAGUACGAAAAGAUUGGCGAUAAGGCAUUGGAUCGUGGAAUGUGCUAAUAAGGUAACUCCUCAGGAUCCCCAUUAUAUAAAAGAAAAGAUAGCUCAUUUGUGGGUUUCUGUGGCGAAGAGAUGUUGGGGAACGCAUUUAUUGAGAACAUCCCCAACCCCCAAUUCAAUCAACACGAAGGAUAAACUCACCGAAGCGGCCCUAGAUAAUAUUCAAUUAACAGAGGAUGAAAAAUUAGAUAGCUGGAUAUCCAUGGACAAAGAUCUUCUCAAUUUAUGGACCUUAAAUGAAGUCACUCGGGAACUGGCACUUGUGAUAUUCAGGACUUUAUUUGAGGACAUUUAUUUAUUGGAUGAUCCAAUUGCAGCUUCCAGACAGAUGAUCCUUACCAGCCUGGGCGCAGAAAUAGUCACUUCUGAAGCAAUAUUAAACCUGAAGUUUGUCCCCACGGAAUCAGUUCGGCAAUUCCGAGCGGAAAACCAAGGGUGGUUACUUAGAUGGGCUGAGUUCUUUGAAGAAUGCUUGGGAAUUCUUUACAAUAAUCAAUCAUCGCCUGAAACUAUUGCAAAAUCGGAGAACUUCUGCCUUAAGAUUUUACAAACUUUAAAGACUUCGCUGCAUUGGACUUUCCCUAUUGCUUUAAGAGAUGCAAAGAUACUGGAACUACUUUGCAAGGCGUUUAUGCUUCCCAGGACCCAAAUCAGGAUCCUUGCAACAGACUGUUUGCAUGUUUUAUUUACAAGAAGUUUUUCCAAUGAGGAAGAUUUUGCUGAUAUUGUUGGCUCCGUGUUUAAAACUGAAGGAAUCGAAAUGCUUUCUCAAGUCUAUCAGUCAACCAUACUGGACCCGGACGAUAUUGAUGAACAGAAGUACACACUGCUUAAAAAACUAGUCGAAAUGAUUGUGGGCCUUGGAGAAUAUCUGGGAUCCACUUCCUCGUCGUCAGCAGCCUCACCUCACCAACUUCCUGAUGACUCUAAUAUAGAAGCCUACUUGAAAUUGGUGUUAUCCACCCUAAAUCAUGAUUCAUUAAUAAUUUCAGGCUUAUCUCUUCAGUUCUGGUGUUCGCUGCUCCGAUCUGACAAGUUGUUUCAAGCUACUCAUGUUGAAUUGUUGUUGCCAGAUCUAAUCGAAGCUUGCUCCAAUAGACUGCUGGAUUAUACAGAUCUGUCAGAAGAACACACAUCAAAAAAAUUCCUUGAAGUUGACUUUGAUACGACUAGUGAAUCUAAAGUGUUUGUCAGCAACUAUAAAAAAUUCCUGGAAGAUAUAAUUAGGAUAAGCAUUUGUUGUAAUCCUGAAUUUGGGCUGAAUUGGCUGAACAACAGAUUAAAUCAAUUUUUCAGUUCCGAACUUGGAGUGAAAGCACUAUCUGAGAAGAAGCUGAAGUACAAAAACGAAGAUGCUGAGUCGUAUAUUUAUGGUGUCUCACAAUUUCAUAUUAUUGAAUGUGCAGUGCGUGGGGUAUCAAGAUGGGAGAUUUGGUACGAUGGUAGUGAUUUAGAAACGAAAAAACAAUACUAUGUUCGGUUGGUUAGUGAUCUUUGUGAGAAGCUACUGAAUUUACAUAUUAACGACCCAAAACUACUAAGAAAACAAAUUCAAACCCUGGUCCAAUUUACCCCGCUCUUGAAGACAAUUUCUCAAUUGAUGUUUAAGGUACUGGAGAGUGUUAUCAAUUCUACUACUUAUGAAUAUCCGGAAAACGCUACUGAUAAAGAACGUGAGGACAUUAGGGAUUUACGUACCAGUAGUGGGACAGAGCUAAACAGGCUAGCAUACUUGAUACCACAAGAAUUGAAAAACAUUCUCGAUCAGUUGGAAGAAGUGAUUGCAAACAUUUUAUCUUCCGAUAAAGUUAGUGAUCACGAGGCUGUUGCUUUCAAAUCCUUUUUAUUGGUUGUGUCCCAAAGAUCUAUGAUUGAAGACAGCGAACAAAGAUUUGCAAAGAUUGUUGAUCCGGAGUUAGCUGCUUGGUCUGAUCCAGCAACUGAAAAGGGACUUUUGGAACUCCCUUGGUUCAUGGAAAGGUUAGGAAUUGUGAAAAUCGCUGAAUAUUUCCAGAGCAGAAGGAUGACAGUCGACACAAACCUAUUGGAGGCGGAUAUGGAUGCUGCCGGAAGAGCCUUGCGAACUGACCUUAAGAAACAUUGGGAGUCAGUAUUUCCAAUCAGAGCCACUCGAAUCUUGAUUCAGUACAGUAUAGAAAAGUUGGAUCAUCAGUCGGAGCAAUUUCAAAAGCUUCUUGCAUUAUGGAAGCCUAGAGUCCAACCAAUUAUUCCACACGUAUUGCAACUUCUAUCACAAAUUCAAGCAUACCAUAACCCAGCCAAUUGGACUGACAUUCCAACUGAAGUUCAAGUGUUUGUCAAGUUUACAACUUUGGAACGGUUUUGGCAACAGGGGGUUUCAAUGCAGACUAAGGAUGCCUUUAUGGAAGAAAAUGUGAAAGCCAUUCACACUUUGAGAGAUUUCGCAGAUAAUGUCGGCCACAUUGUUAGAUACACUCGGGAGUACGCAUAUUUAACAAUAAGUUCCAUUUCUGAACUAGAAGAGACGUUGUACGAAAUCCCUAACAUUGCUACAUUGCUCUGGAAAGCAUUAGCCGGUGAUAGCGUGGGUAUUACAUUAUAUUCUUGGAGACAUAUGUUUACUAUUGUGAUGAGGGCUGUGUUUAAAAAUUGCCCCCUGAGGUACGUAGAACCGUUUUUAAGUGAGCUGCUACCCCAGAUGUUACCGGAAGUGGAUAAACUUUUGAGCACUCGCUGGGAAAAAGUUUAUUUGCGAGGAAUGCAGACCGAUGGUUCUGGAAACGACGAAGCUCUAACUGAAGAGAUGAUGGAGGAGCAUAUGUUGCGACAACUUACAGGCUCAGUGGAUCGAAUGCUAAUUGAUCUAGUAGGACAGUGGACAAAUAACAAGCUAAGUGACAGACAAAUGGAGUGCAGAUCAGUCAUCUUUAACAACAAAAAUAUUCUAGCUCCUUUUUUGCAGCUAAUUUGCAAUAUUAUCAUGUACAAAGAUACAAGAUGUUCGUUCAAUGCUAUUCUAAUUGUUAGGAAUAUUCUACCUGACAUUUUACUGAAAGAUGAUGAGGUAGACAAAUACCUUGCUGAUAACUUAAUGAAAGCACUGCUACAGGUUCUGAUGGAUGAAUUCUUUGCUGAUGCUCAGCUUGAAGCAGGACUAGCGCUGGCUUAUUUACUGGAUGUUCUCCAGAGAUUGCUUCCAACACUGACUUCGAAGGCUAUAGUUGGAUUUGAAACAAUUUUAACCUCGUCGACUAGUCUAAGGCAGCAAAGAAACACAUUCCAACAACUGAUAGCCACAGUAAGAAACUUAGACGAGAGUGCAUUAAAAACCGCAAGAGAUAAGCAGCUGGAGAAUGCAGUUCACAGGAAGAAACACGAAUCUGGUAUCAACAAAGAUGUUAUGGACGAUCCCUACCUGGAAAAUGGAGCAUUAAAUGGUUUAUUCAAUGAAAAUGAUACCUAA